AAACAGCUCUGAGAACAUUUCAUCACCUCACGAACGAUCAAAGAGACGAAACCCUAAAACAAGAUGGGAGGAAGGAAUGACGAAGAAGCUGGCGGAGGAGAUAUUAAAGACAAAGAGGAAGAGCAGGAUGACAUGUCUGUGCACUCUCCCUGUAAAGCCUUACCUUCCUCCGCUUCUUCUCUCUCCAAGGAGCAGUCACAGGUUGAAUUGGAGCUCACGUUAUUAGAAGCUCUUGAAAUCUACCCUCCCGUUAAACUCCGAGGCAUACAUCGCCACUUUGUUCUUUAUGGUCUGAUGGAAUAUCUCGGCAGAAGCUUUGACCGACCGUUCUCAGCGGAUGAGGUUCUGCAGCUACUGGAUCGUUUCUACAACAUAGAGAUGCUGAAAUCAGAUGAUGAGGACAUUGACAUUCUUAACCACGAGGAAGACUUUACCUUGCCCCAGAGUUUCUUUGAUAAGGAAGAACAGUGACAGAAGAAGAAGAACUGGCCUUUGCUUCCGUUUCACUCCUCUUUUUUUUUGUAUAUGGUUGGUUAGGUUUGUCUUCAGCUCUUAUGAUAAGCCCUAUUGUAUAUGAUGCAGUAUUAGUGUAGAACCAUCGGACCACUACUCAUCUUUUUUUUUUACUGUCCAAGAGUUCAAUAUAAACAAGCUUUUUGUUCUC
This is a messenger RNA of Raphanus sativus (radish), 664 nucleotides long. RefSeq lists its product as uncharacterized. NCBI's taxonomy places the organism in Eukaryota, Viridiplantae, Streptophyta, Magnoliopsida, Brassicales, Brassicaceae. Gene Ontology annotation, cellular component: NuA4 histone acetyltransferase complex; nucleus. The record is from RefSeq and is a predicted model, not a curated record. Bases 64 to 471 code for a protein of 135 amino acids. The transcript has 5 exons. Gene Ontology annotation, biological process: regulation of transcription by RNA polymerase II.